AUGUCAAUAAAUAUUACAACAGAAAGAAAAUCUAAAGCACCACCACCUCCUUCUGAAACAAAACCCAUUGCUGUUUCUCCAUUUGAUGACACAGGAUCAGCCAACCUCAUCAUGGAACAAAAAGAGAAUGUAAUCGAUAAAGACAUUGAACUAUUAGUGGUCCUGCCAGGAGAUGUGAUCAAGUACACUACAGUUAAUGGGAGGAAGCCCAUGAUGGACUUGCUGAUCUUUCUCUGUGCACAGUAUCAUUUAAAUCCAUCAAGUUAUACUAUAGAGUUGGUAUCAGCAGAAAAUAGCCAGAUUAAAUUCAAACCCAACACACCAGUGGGAAUGCUUGAAGUGGAAAAGGUGAUUGUAAAACCAAAACAAAUGGAUAAGAAGAAACCUGCUCCAGUUAUACCAGAGCAAACAGUAAGGGUAGUGAUAAACUACAAGAAGACACAGAAGACGGUAAUAAGAGUUAGUCCACAUUCACCCCUUCAAGAACUUGUACCAAUUAUCUGUAGUAAAUGUGAGUUUGAUCCUUCACACACUCUGCUGUUGAAGAAUUACCAGUCUCAAGAACCCCUUGAUGUGACAAAAUCUCUUAAUGACCUUGGACUAAGAGAAUUAUAUGCCAUGGAUAUCAGUCGAGCCACAUCACCAGUUGAUUUAAAUUUACCAUCUUUGCAAGACUCCUACCAAUCUGAAAACUUAGAUGUUCUGAAAGAGAAAGAAAACAAAGGAUUUUUCAGCUUUUUUCAACGAAGCAAGAAGAAAAGAGAACAAGCUGCCAGUGCCCCAGCAACUCCAUUGAUGAGCAAGCCAAGGCCAACGUUUAUCACAAGAUCUAACACCGUUAGCAAGCAGUAUGAUUCAAACACUCUGCCAUCUGAAAUGCCGAAGAAACGGAGAGCUCCUUUACCACCUAUGCCAAAUUCUCAGAGUGCUCCCCAGGAACUUGCACAAACCCAAGUCAGACCAGCAUCUGAUAUUAUGAAAUCUAACAGCCUUGAUAGGAAUGAACAGGACCCUCCGGGAUUAGUACGGAAAGGUUCUCUGCCGCUCAGUGACACUGCUUCUGUGAACUCUAUGCGGAGGAUGAAGCGCAAAGCACCCUCACCACCCUCUAGAGCACCAGAAGAUCAAAGUGGAAACAGUAAUGAGACUGUAACAGAGUCAACUGAAUCAGCCCUUACUAAUGUGGAAGAAAAAGCCAUUGAAAUGCAGUCUGAAACAGGUGUAAGGAGCUCAGAAUACAACCUGGAAGAAAUUGAUGAAAGGGAAGAGAUGAGUGUGCAACAGAGAGAGGACAGUGAAAGCACAAAUACCUCUCUCAGGACAGGAGAGGUUACUGCAGCCUUGAGCUCUGCUGAGGUACCACUGGAAACUGAAAAAAAUAAUCCUGCUUCAUCAGCUCCAGUUCCUGGCAGUGUUUCUGUAGAGAACUCACAAAGCUUCAAGGAAGAAAAACAAGAAAAUAUGAGCACAGAUGGCAAAGGACUACAGACUAAGAUAAGCAGUGAGCAAGCUGCAUUUGAAAAAGACAGGAAGCUUAGAAUUUUGGAUCAAAAUAAAAAUGAUGAUCAGAGUGAUACAAAACUCGUUCCAACAACAGAAGAAGGGAAAGAACUUCAGACAGCCGAAAUUAUAACAGUAGAUUUUAGAGAAAAUAACAAACUUGAAGUUGACAGACUAUCAAACUGCCAGGCAUGUAAAAAUGACAUCUCUGUAAGUCAUAGGAAUUAUCCUCAACUGAUUCCAGAAAAGCAAGAUCAGAAAACAAAUCAAACCAGCUUGGACACAGUAAAAACUCAGGAUGUUGCGAUCCAGACAGGUCCAUCGGAUAGCAAUUUGGGAAGGACUGCACAGAAAGAAAUUAUCGUUCCUCAAGGCUGUGAAUCAUCCACAUUCAGAGAACUGGUCCCUCAGCACAAUACCGAUACAAACAACCCCCUUCUUCAAGUGAUGCACGGAAUACAAGAGGAUGAAAGUAUUUCAACAGGACAAAAUCUCGAGAGACAAGAAGUUACCCAUGAAAAAGUAAUUCCCGUAAAAGAUCAGAGUCACAUUUGUGUAAAUGGCAGUAAUUUUGUUUCACUGGAAACAACUGCAAAAACUCCAGAUGACUCUCUUGUAAAAGGCUACCCUCUUUAUAGACAGGACACCAAACCUAAACCCAAGCCAGCUAAUGAAAUUACAAGAGAUUACAUACCAAAAAUUGGAAUGACUACUUAUAAAAUAGUGCCUCCCAAAUCCUUAGAAAUAAUGAAGAGCUGGGAAGCAGAAAUUCCAUCAGAUUAUAAGGAUCAAGAGGUAUCUACUUUGGAAAACUCUCUGAAGCAUGAGGACCCCAAAGAAUUCAUAGUGCAAGCUGAAAUUCCUCAUCUUCCAAAAAGUGUAGGUCAUUUACAGAUUGGUUCACAAAAUGAACCAGCAGCAGCCAAUGAUCUGCUGCACAGAGUGAACAGCUCUUCUGAACAUGUUGUGAAGUCUGGAGCUGAGAUUACUACUGAGAGCAAUUGGACGGAAACAGAGUCUUCCAAACAGCGUGUCCCUCUGAUGCUGAGCUUGGAUAACACAAAUGCUUCUUUUGAGACUCAGGACAAGCCAAAUGCAUUAAGUCCUACAACAAAGCCUAGUUCUUUUUAUCUGCAGAUGCAACGAAGAGCUUCAGGUCAUUAUGUGACAUCUGCAGUUGCCAGAAGUACCGUUUGUGCUCCUAAUUCCAUUCAAAAUGAAGCUAAAUAUACAGAGAUGGGAAAAAAAAUCUCAUCACCCGAUUCAACUUCUUUAUCUUUACAUAAAACAAGUGCUUCCUGUCUUCCAGCAGAUGACGAAAAAGUUGAUGAUGGAAAAAAAAUUGAAUCCUCCGCUUCUCCUGUUAAAAGCAAUAAACCUUCAAGUUUCCCCUCCUGUCCCCCAGCACCACUAAACCUAAGAACUCUAAGAACUUUUGCAGUUCCAAAGCCGUACUCCAGUUCGAGACCAUCCCCUUUUGCUCUUGCUGUCUCAUCCGCAGUCAAAAGGUCGCAGUCAUUCAGUAAGACGCGUACAAUCGCUAGCCAGGCACCAAGAGAGGAAUUUCCUGUUGAACUCUCCUCUGCCUCUUCAGCAGCUGAAUUCUCCUCGGCUACUUCCGUGCCUCAAGUAAAAACCCCUUCCUUACAGACCGUAACAGGGGCGUCGCAAAAUAGUCUAAUGGAUAAGACAGGCAGCAAUGUGAAUAGUGAGCAGAAGAGUCAGGCGCAGUCAGGUGCUUCCACUGACCACCCACCCCCUGUCACUAAGAAACAAACCACGAUGACAUUCCAGCAUUCUGACCCAGAACAGAUCCACCAGAGCUUGCUGGCUGCAAUCCGCUCUGGAGAAGCUGCUGCCAAAUUGAAAAGGGUUGGUCCUCCAUCAAACACCAUAUCUGUCAAUGGAAGAGCCAGGCUCACUCAUUUGUAUUCCACAGAAACAAAAGCUAAUCACUAGAUAUUAUACCAAAUAUUUUGC
Molecule: messenger RNA, 3480 nt
Organism: Charadrius vociferus (killdeer)
Lineage: Eukaryota; Metazoa; Chordata; Aves; Charadriiformes; Charadriidae
Gene: COBLL1
Product: cordon-bleu WH2 repeat protein-like 1
Exons: 14
Coding region: 1-3459 (1152 amino acids)
Molecular function (GO): actin monomer binding
Source: RefSeq, a predicted model, not a curated record